AUGAGCGACGAGGUUUACGACGGUGCCAUCGGUAUCGAUCUUGGUACCACCUACUCUUGCGUUGCCAACUACGACGGUAACAAUGUCGAGAUCAUCGCCAACGAGCAGGGUUCUUUCACCACCCCUUCUUUCGUCUCCUUCACCGCUGAGGAGCGUCUGAUCGGUGAGGCCGCCAAGAACCAGGCCGCCAUGAACCCCGCCAACACUGUCUUCGAUGUCAAGCGUUUGAUCGGUCGUAGAUUCGAUGACCCCACCGUCAAGAAGGAUAUUGAGUCGUGGCCCUUCAAGAUCGUCGACAACGCUGGUGCCCCCAUGGUCCAGGAGAUCUCUUCCAUGGUCCUCCUCAAGAUGAAGGAGGUCGCUGAGGUCAAGCUCGGCAAGAAGGUCGCUAAGGCCGUCGUCACCGUUCCCGCCUACUUCAACGACAACCAGCGUCAAGCCACCAAGGACGCCGGUGCCAUCUCUGGCCUCAACGUUCUCCGUAUCAUCAACGAGCCCACCGCUGCCGCUAUCGCCUACGGUCUCGGUUCCGGAAAGUCCGAGAAGGAGCGCAACGUCCUCAUCUACGAUCUCGGUGGUGGUACUUUCGAUGUUUCCCUCCUCCACAUCCAGGGUGGUGUCUUCACUGUCAAGGCCACCGCUGGUGACACCCACUUGGGUGGUCAGGACUUCGACACCAACCUCCUUGAGCACUUCAAGAAGGAAUUCACCCGCAAGACCAAGAAGGACCUUUCCGGUGACGCCCGUGCCCUCCGUCGUCUGAGAACCGCUUGCGAGCGUGCCAAGCGUACUCUUUCCAACGGUACCCAGGCCACCGUCGAGAUCGACUCCCUCUUCGACGGCGAGGACUUCAACGCCAACAUCACCCGUGCUCGUUUCGAGGACAUCAACGCCAAGGCCUUCAACGGCACCAUCCAGCCUGUUGAGCAGGUCCUCAAGGACGCCAACAUCGAGAAGUCCAAGGUUGACGAGAUCGUCCUUGUUGGUGGUUCCACCCGUAUUCCCCGUAUCCAGAAGCUCCUUUCCGACUUCUUCAACGGCAAGAAGCUCGAGAAGAGCAUCAACCCCGACGAGGCCGUCGCCUACGGUGCCGCCGUCCAGGCCGGUAUCCUCUCCGGAAAGGCCACCUCCGCCGACACCGCUGACCUCCUCCUUCUCGAUGUCUGCCCUCUCUCCCUUGGUGUUGCUAUGGAGGGUAACAUCUUCGCCCCCGUCGUUCCCCGCGGUACCACCGUUCCCACCAUCAAGAAGAGAACCUUCACCACCGUCGCUGACGGACAAACAACUGUUCAAUUCCCCGUCUACCAAGGAGAGAGAAGUGAAUGCGCCCACAACACCUCGCUAGGUGAAUUCACUCUCGCUCCCAUCCCCCACAUGCGCGCCGGUGAGGCCGUCCUCGAGUGUGUCUUCGAGGUCGAUGUCAACGGUAUCCUGAAGGUCACCGCUACCGAGAAGACCUCCGGCCGCAGCGCCAACAUCACCAUCUCCAACUCUGUUGGUAAGCUCAGCUCCGCUGAGAUCGACAAGAUGGUUGAGGAUGCCGCCAAGUUCAAGUCCUCCGACGAGGCCUUCACCAAGAAGUUCGAGUCCCGCCAGCAGCUCGAGUCCUACAUCUCCCGUGUCGAGGAGAUCGUCUCGGACCCUACCCUCUCGCUCAAGCUCAAGCGCAACCAGAAGGAGAAGAUCGAGUCUGCUCUCAGCGACGCCAUGGCCCAGCUCGAGAUCGAGGACUCCUCUGCCGACGACCUCAAGAAGAAGGAGUUGGCCCUCAAGCGUGUCGUUACCAAGGCCAUGUCCACCAGGUAA
This is a messenger RNA of Aureobasidium vineae, 1806 nucleotides long. Lineage: Eukaryota; Fungi; Ascomycota; Dothideomycetes; Dothideales; Saccotheciaceae. The record is from the annotation of a GenBank genome assembly.